Pollicipes pollicipes is the source of this 1414-nucleotide messenger RNA. RefSeq names its product fork head domain transcription factor slp2-like. Lineage: Eukaryota; Metazoa; Arthropoda; Thecostraca; Pollicipedomorpha; Pollicipedidae. The transcript is spliced from 5 exons. Gene Ontology annotation, biological process: regulation of transcription by RNA polymerase II. Bases 107 to 1414 code for a protein of 435 amino acids. The record is from RefSeq and is a predicted model, not a curated record. Gene Ontology annotation, cellular component: nucleus. Gene Ontology annotation, molecular function: DNA-binding transcription factor activity; sequence-specific double-stranded DNA binding.
GCCGCCCGCCCGACGCCCGGUGAAGUGACGGACGGACACGACUGUGAGCGGCCAGUGUCGCCCGCGGACCGGCUGCCCUGCUGCGCGCGUCGUCGCCGAUGACACCAUGGUUUGCUCAGCUGUAGAGAUGAACCCGGCCCCCCUGAAAUCGUCCUUCAGCAUCGACUCGCUGCUCAACGACCCGUUCAAGCAGCGGGUGCCGCUGCCGGCGCCCGAGGCGGACGCCGUCUCCGACGACGGCAUCCUGGAGAGCGACGUCGACGUAAUCGGCACCGACGAGGACGCCGACAACUCGCGCGAGGCCGAGGAGAAGCUCUUCGACGCCGAGCCGGCCGACGAGAAGGCCGACGCCAAGGGCGACGACAAGGCCGACGACAAGGCCGACAAGAAGAAGUUCGAGAAGCCGCCGUACAGCUACAACGCGCUCAUCAUGAUGGCGAUCCGGAGCCACCCACAGAAGCGGCUCACACUCAGCGGCAUCUACGAGUACAUCCUCAAGAACUUCCCCUACUACCGCGAGAACCGGCAGGGCUGGCAAAACUCGAUCCGGCACAACCUCAGCCUCAACAAGUGCUUCGUCAAGAUCCCGCGACACUACGACGACCCGGGCAAGGGCAACUACUGGAUGCUGGACCCGUCCUCCGACGACGUCGUCAUCGGGCCAACGACGGGGAAGCUGCGUCGGCGCUCGUCGACGGCCGCGCGCAACCGUCUGGUGGCGUUCCGACACGGGCUGACUUCGCUGCCCUUCCCCGCGCUGUACCCGGCGGCGGCGUACCCGGGCGGCCGGCUGCCGGCGCCGCUGUACCCGCCGGCGGCGGCGCUCUACUAUCGCGGCGUGUACCCGGCGCUGUACCCGGCGCUGGCCGAGACCCUGACCGCCGCCUGGUCGGAGCAGGACGCCACCAGACUGCUGCGGUCGGAGCAGGACGUCACCAGACUGCUGCGGUCGGAGCAGGACGUCACCAGACUGCUGCGGUCGGAGCAGGACGUCACCAGACUGCUGCGGUCGGAGCAGGACGUCACCAGACUGCUGCGGUCGGAGCAGGACGUCACCAGACUGCUGCGGUCGGAUGACGGCGGCUUCGACACCUUGGCCUCCGCGCUGGUAUUUCGUAGCGCUCACCGGGGAGGGCAGCUCAAGUGUUUUCGGAAUUUCGAGAGCGACGGCGCUCUGCGGCCGAUCUGGGGCAAGGGCUUCCGCGUGGUGAUGGAUUGGGACGCGCUACUGCAACCGCAGCAGCUGCAGCAAGCUGUCGCCGGCCGACGCUCGCUCAGCUGUCCCCCGGGCGUCGACCUCAGCCGGGGCGGGCCGGCCGCCGAAAUGUCAAUGGGCACGCUGAAGACAAUGGCGCAGGGCUCGCCAUCAACAGGAGCGAUUCUCAACAGAGUGGAGGGAAGCCCUCGCGUCUAG